CUAAUAAUAGGUUUGUUUUCAUUUAUAAAAUCGUGGACCUGAUUUAGUAAAUAUCAUGGCUUAUAAUCCAUUAAGUGAAGCGGAAAAGAUAUUUAUUCUGCAUGGUGUUCAGGAUGAUUUCAGGAACGAUGGAAGAACAAGAAAUGACUUUCGUCCAAUGGAGCUUCAGACUAACGUGAUUGCUAGUGCAAGUGGCAGUGCUCGAUUCUGUAUAGCUAAUUCAGAUAUUCUUGUUGGAAUUAAGCCAGAGAUUGACAUCCCAUCACCAAAUAAACCAAAUGAAGGAAAAAUUGAAUUUCUCGUUGAUUGUUCAGCAAAUGCACUUCUGGAUUUUGAAGGAAGAGGAGGCGAGGAGCUUGCUUCAGAAAUUACUAAUUGCCUUAAAUUGACAUAUUCAUCUCCUUAUGCUUUUGAUUUAAAAUCCCUCUGUAUCCUACCGAAAUUUCAAUGCUGGAAGCUUUAUGUUGAUAUCUUGAUCCUGCAAUGUGCUGGAAAUCUUUAUGAUGCUAUAUCAUUGGCAGUCAAAUGUGCAUUGUACAAUCUUAGGAUACCAAGAGUAACAAGUGCUUUAUUGGACGGUGGAAACGUCGAUUUAGUUCUAUCUGAUGAUCCUUCUGAUUGUGAUCGAAUUAAUGCAGAAUCACUGCCAAUUCUCAUGACAGUUUGUAAAAUUGGAGAUUAUUGCAUCGUUGAUCCAUCAAUUGAUGAGGAAAACUGUAGCACAUCAAGUGCUGUCGUUGGAGUUUCUGGAAACAAAAUUACGACGAUUAAAACAAUUAGUGGCGGUUCCUUUCAUGCUGAUACUUUAAACAACUUAAUAGACUUAACGAUCACAACAGCAAAGUAUUUAAAUGAAAAGUUAUUGAAGUCGCUGAAACAAGAGGAAAGACAAAUGGAAUCAAAUAAAAUUCAAAAGUGCUCAUUUUUAAAUUAA
Messenger RNA from Chironomus riparius, 934 nucleotides. NCBI's taxonomy places the organism in Eukaryota, Metazoa, Arthropoda, Insecta, Diptera, Chironomidae. The record is from the annotation of a GenBank genome assembly.